AUGGUUCAAAUCAAAGCCUUCGCAGUUAUUGCGACCACGCUCUUUGGCUGCGUCUUGGCAGCUCCCACAGCGCCAGAGGGCGUUGACAGUGUCAUCCCCGACAGCUAUAUCGUCACACUCAAGUCUGAGAUUAAGCCACCCACGAUUAAGGCUCAUAUGAAAUGGGUUGGUGACGUUCACAAACGGAGUCUCGAGAAACGUGGUCUUGAGAAGCGUGAAGCCGACAACGGUGUUGAGAAGACGUUUGAGACUGAAGGCGGCUUCCGAGGCUACGCUGGCACGUUCGAUCCCGAAACAAUAAAGGAGAUCAAGAAGAGCUCAGCAGUGGCCCACGUUGAGCCUGAUCGUCGAGUUCAAUUGACAUGGAACCCUAGCAAGCGACAAGAACAGCCCGUGCAACCCUCAACAGAAGCAGGCCAAGAUGAACAGCCCACCGAUGAUGAAGAAGAUGAUGAUGACCAGUCACUGGAGAAGAGGGGUGAGGUCAACCAAACACCCAGCACAUGGGGACUCGGAACUAUUUCGCACCGCAAGAAGGGCUACAACAACUACUACUACCACAAGUCGAGCGGCUCAGACUCUUACGCCUAUCUUGUUGAUAGUGGUGUUCGCACCACCCACAAGGAGUUCCAGGGUCGUGCCAAGAACGGCUGGACAGCUUUCAGAAGAGAUUUCACUGACCGUCUCGGCCAUGGUACUCACGUCGCUGGAAUCCUCGCUGGUAAGACCUACGGCGUCGCCAAGAAGGCCAAGAUUAUCUCUGUCAAGGUCUUCCAGGGUGACUCGGCCGACCUUUCAGUCAUCAUGACCGGUAUUGAGUGGGCUGUCAACGACAUCAUCAAGAAGAAGCGACAGGAGUUUUCCGUCAUCAACCUGUCUCUCGGUGUCAACGGUGUUUCUGGUGCUCUCAACGAUAUUAUCAAGAACGCCGCCAAGGCUGGUGUUAUCAUUGUCGUCGCUGCUGGCAACCAAGGCAAAUCUGCUAGCCUGACAUCUCCUUCCUCCGCCCCUCAGGCCAUCACCGUUGGAGCCAUUGACAACAACUGGAAGAUUCCCAGCUGGUCUAACUACGGUUCAUCAGUUGAUGUUUUGGCCCCUGGUGUCGACAUCGUUUCUGCCUCGUGGUUGAGCGACAACGGCACUUACGUCGAGGAUGGUACAUCCAUGGCCUGCCCUCACGUCGCUGGUCUUGUGCUUUAUGCCCAGUCAGUCUACGGCAUCGUUGGGGUAAAAUCGACGACAAACUUCAUCAAGAAGUACGCCACCAACAACAAGAUUGUUGGUUCGCGCCGUGGCUCACCAAACCGAAUUGCCAACAACAACAACUUCGCUCAAACCAAGUGA
Fusarium pseudograminearum CS3096 is the source of this 1344-nucleotide messenger RNA. RefSeq lists its product as uncharacterized. NCBI's taxonomy places the organism in Eukaryota, Fungi, Ascomycota, Sordariomycetes, Hypocreales, Nectriaceae. The record is from RefSeq and is a predicted model, not a curated record. Gene Ontology annotation, molecular function: serine-type endopeptidase activity. Gene Ontology annotation, biological process: proteolysis. The coding region runs from base 1 to 1344 and encodes 447 amino acids. The transcript is spliced from 2 exons.